CCGCGUGUGCGCAGUGAAAAAGCACUCGAGCAAAGACGUUCGGAAUUCGAGUGCUAGCCGCGAGGUUCGUUCUGAAAAGCACGUUUGGCAAACUUCCGUUCCAGGUAACCAACCGCACGUAAUCAUAAUUUUAGAAUGACUAUAAGAUGCUGGUCAAGUGUCUCCCGUUGAUCUUCUUUUCCUGCGUUCUGGCGUUUCCCAAAAGGGUUCACAUAGGAGGACUGUUCGACAAUGAGGAAGGAAUUCAGCGCACCUUCGAAAUGUCGGUGAAAACCGUGAACAAAGAGCGACACGAGAACGAGGAAUUCGCGAACGUGUUUCUCAUCGCAGAGUCGAAGGAAGUUGGAACAGACUCCUUUGAAGUGUCGCAAACAGUAUGCGAAUUGUUGGACACGAAAGUGGCCGCGAUAUUUGGGCCCCAGAAUAAAUUCACCUCGGAACACGUGCAAAGCAUAUGCGACACCGUGGAAAUGCCACAUAUUUAUGGUAGAUGGGAGGCGUCGCAAGCUCGUGGAAAAGGGAUAAAUCUCUUCCCCCAUGCGGAGACACUGUCGAUAGUUUUCGAUAAAAUGAUAACCGAUUUCGAAUGGAAAACUUUUGCGAUAUUAUACGAAAGUGCAGACAGUUUAAUUCGUAUUCAUCGUUUGCUGGAACGUUGGGACGCGAAAAGCCAUGCGAUCUUUUUGUACCAUUUGGGUCCUGGUCCGAGUUACAGAAAAGUAAUACGAGGGAUUAAGGACGAAGAAAUCGAGAACAUCAUUAUUGAUUGUUCGAUUAAUCGUCUCGCUGAGGUGCUGAAGCAAGCGCAGCAAGUUGGUGUCCUGUCGGAAAAAAACAAGAUUAUAGUGACUUCGCUGGAUCUCCAGACACUGGACUUGGAACCCUAUCAAUUUUCAGGGGUGAAUUUCACAGGUGUUCGAUUGAUCGAUCCAGAAAAUCCAGUAGUAACAAAUGCAGUAGAAAUGCAUAGAAACGAAUGGGGUUUUGACGACCCCUCUCAACUCCGAGUAGAACCUGCGCUCAUGUACGAUGCUGUGCAACUUUUCGCCAGAGCUUUCAAACGUUUGAAAGAUGCUGUUAAAGGGGAUGUUAAACAAUUACCUUGCAAUGGUACUAUAAGUUGGGAACACGGUUAUAGUUUGAGCAAUUUUAUUCGUUUGAGCGAAAUGGAAGGUUUGACCGGUUUGAUCAAGUUCGAUACAGCUGGAUUUCGUAGCGAUUUCCGUUUAGAUAUCGUUCAUGUAACGGAAGAGGGGUUGACGAAAAUUGGAUUAUGGAACAGCACCAACACCAUCCAAUGGUUGCCGAAAGUUCAUCCCCCGAAUUCAGAUAUUGAGUUCAGUCUUCAGAACAAAACGUUCAUCGUACUGAUUGCUAUCAGUCAUCCCUAUGGUAUGUUAAAGCGAUCGGCGGACACAAUGGUCGGAAAUGAUCGAUACGAGGGAUUCGGUAUCGAUAUUAUUCAGGAGCUCAGUAAAAUGCUCGGUUUCAAUUAUACAUUCGAAGUGCAAGGUGAUAACGUCUAUGGAUCGUAUUCGAAGCAGAAAAAGAAGUGGACGGGAAUGCUUGGAAAAAUAAUUGCUGGUGAAGCUGAUCUAGCGAUCACUGACUUAACUAUCACGUCUGAAAGAGAAGCAGCAGUAGAUUUCACGAUGCCAUUUAUGAAUUUAGGUAUAAGUAUUCUGUAUAGAAAGCCAAGGAAAACACCACCCAGUCUGUUCUCCUUCUUAUCGCCAUUCUCUGCUGGUGUAUGGUGGUAUUUAAUCGGAGCUUACAUAUUAGUGUCCGUGGCAUUAUUCGUGGUUGGUAGACUAUGCCCAGCAGAAUGGAAUAAUCCAUAUCCUUGCAUCGAGGAACCUGAGGAACUGGAGAACCAAUUCACCUUUAAAAACUCUCUAUGGUUCACCAUCGGUAGUAUUAUGCAGCAAGGUUCCGAAAUUGCACCCAUAGGACUUUCAACACGAAUGAUGGCUUCUUCAUGGUGGUUCUUCUGUCUGAUCAUGGUUUCAUCUUAUACAGCAAACUUGGCGGCGUUUUUAACCGUCGAAACCUUAGUAUCACCUUUCUCCAAUGUUGAGGAAUUAGCUAAGAAGAAGACCAUCAAAUACGGUGCCAAAACUGGAGGAUCCACCCUGACGUUCUUCAAAAAUUCUGCCCAUUCCAAGGAUUCCAACUACUCGACGUACAAGGAGAUGUACGAUUACAUGAAGGAGAACGAAGAUGAGGUCCUCACUCAGGACAACGAUUCGGGCUUGAAGAAGGUCCUCAUGGAAGACUAUGCGUUCCUGAUGGAGUCCAGCUCGAUAGAAUACAUCACCGAAAGAUAUUGCAACGUGACACAAAUUGGAGGACUUCUGGAUGCAAAGGGUUAUGGGAUUGCAAUGAAAAAAGAUUCACCAUAUCGUCAUGCACUGAACACUGCCGUAUUAAAAUUGCAACAGAGUGGUUUGAUUACAGAAUUAAAGACUAAAUGGUGGACGCAGAAACGCGGGGGUGGAAAAUGUCGAGAAGAUAGCGGUCAAAGUAUGGCAGAGGAGCUGGAUCUUGACAACGUGGGUGGUGUUUUUCUGGUAUUAACUGUUGGUGUUGCUGUCUCCUUUUUCUAUACCAUAUUCGAACUUCUGUGGGAGAUUGGUUGCACAUCUGUACGCGAAAAUAUUUCCUUCAAAGAAGAACUCAUGGCUGAAGUUAAAUUCAUCGUAAAAUGUGGUAGUACGUCAAAACCAGUAAGAAGGAGAAAAGGUUCUUCCAACAGAAGUGGAGAAGAUAGUACUCGAGGUUGCACUCCUCCUUAUGGUUUUAUCCCAGCGAUUAGAAUACCCAAUUCUGAGGAUAAAUAAAUUUAUCUAUAAUGAAAUAUUUUAUUAAAAUAUAAAUACAUGUAAAUAAAUACAAUUUGAUUAAAUUUAUAAAUGUAAUAUCUAA
Messenger RNA from Osmia lignaria (orchard mason bee), 2925 nucleotides. RefSeq names its product glutamate receptor ionotropic, kainate 2. NCBI's taxonomy places the organism in Eukaryota, Metazoa, Arthropoda, Insecta, Hymenoptera, Megachilidae. Gene Ontology annotation, molecular function: signaling receptor activity; ligand-gated monoatomic ion channel activity. Gene Ontology annotation, biological process: monoatomic ion transport. The record is from RefSeq and is a predicted model, not a curated record. Gene Ontology annotation, cellular component: membrane.